This is a messenger RNA of Rasamsonia emersonii CBS 393.64, 1398 nucleotides long. RefSeq lists its product as uncharacterized. The record is from RefSeq and is a predicted model, not a curated record. Lineage: Eukaryota; Fungi; Ascomycota; Eurotiomycetes; Eurotiales; Trichocomaceae. The transcript has 2 exons. The coding region runs from base 1 to 1398 and encodes 465 amino acids.
AUGGAGGUAGCAGGGACAGCACCAAAAGGCAACUUUUCUAUCCCCGGACCGAUGUUCAUACCCAGUACGCGGGGUACUUACUGCGGUAUAUGCGGCAUGUGGAUCACGCAAGAGGAUGAGGACACGGAUACGGUAUUCAACCCGAUCCAACCACCGCAGGAUACAGAGGAAGACGAUGAUGAGGAUGACGGUAACGGUGAAGAAGAAGAAGGGUCCUCACGCCGACGUUUUGGAGAGCUACCUAACCCGGGCUGGACGUGUUUCUAUCGUGUGAUAAUCAAGAAUUCAAAAAAGAAGUCCCGCAAGCAACCGCAGUACCACCUGUCGGGCAUCGGCCGAUAUCACCUGUGGGACCACGAAUCCGAAGCACGGCUGAUGUAUGAGGAGCAAUGCAACGAGCCUGUCUUCGCCGUUCCGUGGGAUCGAGACGGGGCCAUCGUCAACGUUUCCCAGCUAAUGACGGAGAAAAUUGACAAAGAACCAAAUACCUCAGCCAGCAGAAUGAUUUGCGUCUACCCAGCCACAUUUUACGAUGAUCUGUACCAAGACAAGUACCCACACGGCUUCCCCAUCCACGCGCACUGCUGGGCCCUGGCGGAACGGAUCAUCGGGGAGAAUGCAGAGAAAGACCUGGAAUUGCUUGUCUGGAUCCUCCAGCAGCGGUGGGAGGAUGAGCAACUGCUGAAGGAGAGCCGGUUGAUGACCGACUGGCUCACGGAACGCAUAUGGCAAAGCAACGUGUCCGAGUUCGAGAUGACUCGGAAUCUCAUCGCGGUGCGGGACCCGCUUGCCGUGCAGGAGGCCUUUGAUCUGAUCCGGCGGAGUGGGCAGGUAUAUGCUGAUAGGGUUGAAAUGGAUGCUCUGAUAAGAGGAAUGAAGGCAUUGAACACGACCACGACGACGAAGGCUCAGGAGAAGGCGAAGAAGACCUCUACGCUUGCCCUCAGCCUGCCAGGUGAGAUCCUCUCGCUGGUGCUAGACCGUCUCCACCAUCGGGACAUCCGGCGCGCGCUGGAAGCGACAGGGUGGCAGAUCCCAGAUUCGUACUGGCGGUGCCGGCUGCGACAGGGGUUAAUCUUCGAGCUCGACGACGUGGGUCCGGACGCGCAUCUGGACUGGCAGUUCCUGUGCCUGGAGGCCGAGCAGCUGAUGGAGGAAUCGUUCGGGCUGAUGAACCGCCAGCGGAUCUGCAACGCAUUGGAAGAAGUCAAGCAGAAGCUAGACUUUUUCCUAUCCAUUGUGGAGACGUCGCCGGAUAUGAAGAAUGCGGAGAUACUGUUUUCUGACGAGGAGGACGGGGAGGAGGAUGAGCAAGGGUCAGAGUGGGAGCAGCCAGAGUUCUGGGACCAGGAACAAGAACCAGAACACGGGGGCGAUGGGGAAGAGUGGGACGACUAA